UGGUCUUAUCGUCCCUGAGAAGGACAGCAAUGAAACGGUACCAGAAGUUGUGGCUACUUCUGGAUAUGCUCUUCUGCAUUUCUUCAGCGACGCUGCCUAUAACUUAACAGGGUUUAACAUCACCUACAAUUUCGACAUGUGUCCCAACAACUGCUCCGGCCGAGGAGAGUGCAGGAUCAACAACAGCAGCAACGCUCUCGAGUGUGAAUGUGCCAAAUACUGGAAGGGAGAAGCCUGUGAUAUCCCCUACUGCUCAGAUGAGUGUGGGGUGCCCGAGAGGGGACAUUGCGACUUGAAUGAGACCAAGGCGUGUUUGUGCUCUGUGGGCUGGCAAGGUCCUGGCUGUUCAAUUCCUGUUCCUGCAAACCAGUCCUUUUGGACUCGGGAGGAAUACUCGCUUCCAAAACUUCCUCGAGCAUCUCACAAAACCGUCAUCCAUGACAACAAAAUGUGGAUCGUUGGAGGCUACGUCUUCAACCACUCUGACUCGCAGAAGGUUUUAGCGUAUGAUCUGAUUUCUGAAGAGUGGCUUCCACUGAACCACACUGUGAACUCCGUAGAGAUGAGAUACGGCCAUUCCUUGGCGCUGCAUAACGAUAAUAUUUACAUGUAUGGUGGGAAAAUAGACGCGACGGGGAACGUGAGCAGCCAGCUGUGGGUGUUCCACAUUCCCAGCCAGACCUGGACGCAGGUGAUGCUGCAGGCCAAGGAGCAGUACGCUGUGGUUGGCCACUCGGCGCACAUCGUCACCCUGCGGGACAACAGCACGGUCAUGCUCGUCAUCUUCGGGCACUGCCCUCUUUACGGGUACAUCAGCAACGUCCAGGAGUACAACAUUGGCAAAAACACGUGGAGCAUUUUGCAGACCAGCGGAGCCUUGGUGCAGGGAGGGUACGGUCACAGCAGCGUUUACGACCCGAAAACAAGAUCGAUUUACAUCCACGGAGGUUACAAAGCGUUCAGCGCCAACAAAUACAGGCUGGCAGAUGACUUGUACAAAUAUGAAGUUGAUUCCCGAAUGUG
Messenger RNA from Mesitornis unicolor (brown roatelo), 1023 nucleotides. RefSeq names its product attractin-like. The transcript is spliced from 6 exons. Gene Ontology annotation, molecular function: protein binding. The record is from RefSeq and is a predicted model, not a curated record. Lineage: Eukaryota; Metazoa; Chordata; Aves; Mesitornithiformes; Mesitornithidae. The annotation marks the transcript as partial. Gene Ontology annotation, cellular component: Golgi apparatus.